AUGGUAGAUCAGAUGAACAGGGAGCCUGUGGAUGCCCUCACUGGAAAAGCUCCAGUAGGGCCCAAGCCAGCCAGGAAGGAGGAGGCAGCCAGAGAGGCCUCCACUGUUCUCUGCAGCAGAAGACCCCUUGCUGCCAGCCUGGCCCAGCAAUGGAGUGCUGAGGACGAGGAAGAACAGGAGAGAGAGCGACGGCGGAGACACCGACAGCUGAGUUCCACCUCUGAAGCCAAGGAGGAAACCCCUGGCCCAAAGCAGAGUGCUGUCAGUCGAGCACCAAACAGGUUCCGUAACCGCAACUCCCCAGAGGUAAAGCCGCCAAAGCCAGCAAGCUCAGUGCUGGCGAAAGAGAAAAAACUGGUAGAGACAUUAAAUAAGGAGGAAGACAAAAGGACAAGGAGAAAGGUGGAGACCUUGAAUAACGUGAUACAGGAUAAAGCAACAACAAAUGCCUUGAAAUUGGAAGCUGGUGAAGAGAAAGCCAAGUCCCACGCAGAACCAGCUCAGGAGCAGAAGGACCCAGCGUUAGAAAAAUGUCAAGACCUGAGUCAGCAAAAGGCCCCUGUGGCAGAAAAGCCUCAAAACCUGGGUCAGGAGAAGGGGGAACCAACAGUGGACAAACAUGAAAACUUGGCUCAGGAAGAGAAGAACCCCCAAAUGGGGGAUGAUCGAGUCUUUGAUCUGGAGCAGAAGGCUCUGGAUGCCCAGGUGUCUCAGGAACCAGUUGCAGUCCAGAAUGAGGCGGCCAUACAACAGCCACAGCGAGCCUCUUGGGAACGUAAGAGCAUCAGCCGGCUUGAGGUGAAGAUUAACUCAAGAGUAAGAAAUAGCAGUGAAGCUGCUCCAGCCGCACCUGUUUCUGGCCCACAGGCCACAAGAAGAAGUAUUCCUAAAAUUGAUGAAGCCAAAAGCUCUCCAACCGGCCAAGGUGGAUCUGAGCCCUCCCCACUAGCCUCUCAGCCUGGGGUUACCUACAGUAGUUCAUUCAAACGGAUCAGUCCAAGAACUAUCUCAUUCCGGGUGGUAUCCAGGAAUGACAAACAGGAGGAUGCAUUAAGCAGAAGUGCCAGCAUGAGGCUCCCAGCAAGCAGCACCAAACUUGAGGAGAAGCUGGAGCGAUAUACAUCUGCUGUGCAGAGAGCGGGGUCAAUCAGACUGCCUCCAUCUGCUCGGAGAAAUUUCCAGCCACCCGCAGAGGGCGUGGCCAGCAAGCGAAGCAUCUUUGAAGCCAACGUUUCCAUCCGGACUGAGCCUACUACCCCUAUCAGGAAGGAGAGUUUGAAGAUCCCAGGAGGAGUAUCAUCUCGCAUCAAUCUGUGGAUCAGCCGAACUCAGGAGCCCAGCAAAGAUGAAGGAACCAAGGACAGUCAGAGAACUGAGAACACUGUGCAACGGAGUCAGUGGGGGAAACGGUCCAGUGAUUCCUGAGGGAGAAUCGGGAUGUAACACUACAAGCUGCUCUGAGGACAACGUAUCUCCAUUUAAAUCAAAGGCCUGGGCCAUUUGAAAUUAGCCUCCAUCCCUUGGUUUCAGACUGUCAACCUCCACAAGGUCAUUUGCAUGGCAAAGCAUUAUCUAUCAGUCAAACUUGCUUCCAAUCCAGAGCCUUUUCAUGGAUGGGUUUUCUUGGUGACUUUAAAAAAAUUCUGCUUCUGAUUGGUGGAUGGGAAAGUUGAUGCUUAUGGCAUAGAAACUAUAUUACCCAUAAUCCACUUCUGUCCCUCUCCACUUCUGCAUCUUCUAGCUCCCAAACAUAAAACCUUAAUUUCUACCAACAAUCCUGAAGGUAUGAAAUACAUACUGCCUACUCACCGGAUCAUACUUCCACUAUGCCUCUGCCAUGAUGGAUACGAUAAUAUGGUCCCCCAUGUAGCUACUGCACCUGGGCAGCUAUCUUUCUUUGCCCUCAGUGAUGUCAUCACAGAGCCAAAUUUUAUUGGCUGCAUGAUGAUGUUACUAUUGCUAAGAUGAAGAAGGCUAAUUUGAAGGAAGAAAAUGGCAACAAGCAUGCAGCUGACAGGGCUGAGAAGAAUCUCACAACUGAGCAAUGUGCUGCCCACUGGAAUGCUGGGAAUGUGCAUGUGGGGGUGGGGGAAACCACUGCCUAAUGUCUGUUGGAUGGGUGCAAAUUGUUUAAAUAUGUAUCGGUGAGGCUUCUCUCUGUCACGCCCCAUGAAAAAUAUGCUCUAAAGGCCCCCUGAAAAGUUAACGACAAUUAAUGAACAAGGAGAAAAUGCUCACCAAAAGAACUGUUUUAUAGCUGCUUCCCUCAUGGAUACAUCAAUAACCCUUUGUUUUGACUUAGCCCUAGUCAUUACUAAGGCCCGUUGAAAUAAACGAGACAAGUCAAUUGCAACUUACUUGUUUUCAAUGGGACUUAGUCAUCACUAACUAGCUGGAUUGUGUGAAUCCUGUCUGUAAGACAGCAGUUCAAUGACUUAAAGUCAGUCCAGUCUGAGCAGAAGAUAUUCCUCUUAUUUGGCAACAUACACCUAGCUCGGUGGUUUCAGGGGUGAAUUUGGCUCUCACUGUAUUUCAUAAUAAAUAUCAACUUGGUUCAA
Messenger RNA from Hemicordylus capensis (graceful crag lizard), 2558 nucleotides. RefSeq names its product ladinin 1 (gene LAD1). The transcript is spliced from 12 exons. Bases 1 to 1425 code for a protein of 474 amino acids. The record is from RefSeq and is a predicted model, not a curated record. Gene Ontology annotation, molecular function: structural molecule activity. NCBI's taxonomy places the organism in Eukaryota, Metazoa, Chordata, Lepidosauria, Squamata, Cordylidae.